This is a messenger RNA of Annulohypoxylon truncatum, 2731 nucleotides long. RefSeq lists its product as uncharacterized. Gene Ontology annotation, biological process: protein transport to vacuole involved in ubiquitin-dependent protein catabolic process via the multivesicular body sorting pathway. NCBI's taxonomy places the organism in Eukaryota, Fungi, Ascomycota, Sordariomycetes, Xylariales, Hypoxylaceae. Gene Ontology annotation, molecular function: phosphatidylinositol binding; ubiquitin binding. Bases 198 to 2303 code for a protein of 701 amino acids. Gene Ontology annotation, cellular component: ESCRT-0 complex. The record is from RefSeq and is a predicted model, not a curated record. The transcript has 5 exons.
AAUCUUAACACUACAACUACCACUCUUUCUACUACCAAAUCAUACGUUCCGACCAUUCGACCGACCGUCACGAUAUCCACGAUACCCGACGUAAUAUAAUUGAUAAAUAGAGGGGAUUUGAAUCUGUUACUAUCUAAGAAGGGUGACAAAAAGCGCCAAAUCAUAGGCAUCCUCUUUUCUCCCGCCCGCUGCCCAGUAUGUUUCGGGGAACAGCAGUCGGUCCAUAUGACGAAGUAAUCGCUAAGGCGACCGACGAGAACCUCACCUCGGAGGACUGGGGAGCUAUUAUCGAGGUCUGCGACAAAGUAACCAGUGAUCCUAAUGGGCCCAACCAAGCAGUUCAGAGCUUGAUCAAGCGCCUGGCGCAUCGCAAUGCCAAUGUUCAGCUCUACACCCUCGAGCUCGCAAAUGCGCUAUCGCAAAACUGCGGCAAAAGCAUGCAUCGCGAGCUCGCCAGCCGCGCCUUCACCGAUGCCCUAUUGAAACUCGCCAACGACCGCAAUACCCACCAACAAGUCAAGGUUAAGGUCCUCGAAAGAACCAAGGAAUGGUCCGAUAUGUUCAGUCAAGAUGCAGACCUUGGCAUCAUGUACGACGCCUAUUACCGUCUCAAGCAGAGCAACCCGACAUUGCAACCACCCUCAGCUCCGCAGAAGACUGGUCUUACCGACCUAGAUCGCCAGAAGGAGGAAGACGAGCUCCAGAUGGCGCUUACGCUAUCGCUACAGGAAGAGGAGAGGAAGAAGAUCCCUCAACCUGGUCCCUCUGUCGCGGGACCAAGCUCAGGGGCAGGACCGAGUGCGGCGACUAGUCAGGCUGAACCGAUACUGUCUCAUCCGACCGGAACAACGGCAGCUACUGUAUCACGAGUUCGCGCCCUCUACGAUUUCGUGCCGUCCGAACCUGGCGAACUUGAGUUUAAGAAGGGCGAUAUCAUCGCCGUCCUCGAGUCCGUCUAUAAGGACUGGUGGCGAGGUUCAUUGAAAGGUCGAACUGGCAUUUUCCCUCUGAACUACGUCGAGAAGCUUGCAGACCCCACUCCCGACGAGCUCCAACGCGAGGCGCAAAUGGAGGCCGAAGUCUUUGCUGAAAUCAAGAACGUCGAGAAGCUGCUUACCUUGUUAAGCACGUCCAAUGCGUCGCCAAGAGAAGAGGAUAACGAGGAAAUAUCGAAACUCUACCACCAAACUCUGGCCAUUCGACCUAAAUUAAUCAAGCUAAUAGAAAAGUACUCUCAAAAGAAAGAAGACUUUACCCAGCUAAAUGAGAAAUUCAUUAAAGCCAGAAGAGAUUAUGAAUCGCUCUUAGAAUCUUCAAUGUCUCACCCACCCCAACCGAACUACCACCAAUAUGCACCGAGACCGAUCAUGAACCACGGGUAUGGAGUUCCGGGGGGUCCCGGUCCGGGACCGGGCUUUGCGCCUCAGGGACCACCACCUGGACAGCAAGAGCCCCAAAGAUAUUAUACGCCUGGGCCUCAAGGGCCUCCUCCACAAGAGCAAACCCAAUACCAGGCUACAUCUCCGCCUCCUACCUUUCAACGGCCAACGCCCGCCCCUGCUCCGUUCUAUCUACAGGGAGCAGAGAUUCCGCCUCAGGCGAACCAACCACCACCUCAACAAUAUCCGCCCAGAGACCAACCUUCGCGGAUAGCAAUGGGAAAGCAGCCAGCACCUAUACAAACCUCGUCACCUCCCCCGCAAACCUACCAGGCAUAUUCCCAGCCUCCCCCGCAAAUGGGACAGCGGCCUCAGAGUACUUACGGCAACCCCCAAGAAUUAGCUACGUCCGCGUACGACUCUCCCGUGGCGACUCACAACCCAGGCCGUAGCGACCCUUAUUCGGCAUCCGUCUACUCCCAAGAGGAUCCUUAUGCAUCGAGCCCAACCGCUCCGGCGCCAAGCGCUCCUGUCUUACCCCCUCCCUCGGCUCCCUCCGCCCCCUCGGCCGCCGUGCCCACACCCCUUGCUAUUGCCUCCCACCCCUCGCAGCCGUCACAGCCGUCGCAGCCGCAGUACUCGGCAUAUAACCCGAAUGCCCAUCGUCAAGAUUCUUACGAUGCAGGUGCUCCUCCCCCGCAGCCCACCGGCUCGGCACCGCCAAUUCCAGUUCAGCCGCCCCCUAACGUUCUGACGCCACCCCCACUACACCCAAGCGGGCCAGCGUUCGAUGCUAGGCACAGCUUGCCGAGCCAGGCUACACCGGGAAACGUUGGCGUAGGGCCCCAGUAUAAGGCGUAUGUGCCUCCUAGCAACGAGCCAAGUGCGCCGCAGGACUUCUAUAGGCAGGGUGCUGCUUACUGAGAGCGAUUCAAGGGGGGAGGGGUUGAGUGACGAUGAUGAAAUUCGGUGAUAAGGGGUAAGGGACGUAGAAUGUGAGUUGAGAGAAUUGAAGGCUGGUGACAUACCUGUAUCGACUAGGCUUUUGAUGCAUUGAUGCAUGCACAUGUAGGGUUUAGUUGGUCGCUUGGUACCUAGGUCAUUAGGGGAUACCCCAGAAAGGGGAGCGGUUCCUACUCGAUGUGCUGGGAUCUUGGGAGUUUAGUAGAUAAGAUAAUGGAAGUGGUAACAUAUCAAACAAGCAAGCAUGCGUGUUAUUGUCAAGAUGCAAUGGCGAGGGAGGUGAUCGGUUACUUGGUUGAGUGUGAGGUAAAAUAGCGGCGGUGCUCUUCAAUGUUGCGGGUUUAACUUGUGGAUAUGUAGGUUGGUUCAGUAGGACGAAGGUUACACCA